GUGCUACAAAAGAAUUAGGCAUGCUUGCAAUCCAUUUAUUCUCAAUUUGUAUUAAUUCUGCAUCAUGUGUGUGUCUAUUUUUAACAAUGGGCUUUUUUCACAACUCACGAUGCACCAGAUUACCGCUUGAUAAAGUUUUUUCAAUGGCACAAAUGCGAGCCGAAAUUAAGUAUAAAUGUACAACUGAAGCAGCAAAAUCUCUAGAGCAAAAUAUAUUAGCAAACAUAAAUAUUAUAUAUAGUUCUGAUGAUCAUAGAUACAAACAACCAAAUUCUCAUGAUAUUGAACAAAAAAGUUCUGAUGUUAUAGAUUUAGAAAGUUCUGAUGUUAUAGAUUUAGAAAGUUCUGACGUUAUAGAAUUAGAAACUAACGAAAAUGAAGAAAUGAUUAUUGAAGAUGAUUCUGAAUCAAAAGAAAGUAUAGAAAAACAUAAAAAUUUGUUUGGAAUGGAUGAAUUGAAAGAAACAGAGGAAACAGAAGAUUUAUCUUUUAACAAAUUAUUAAUAGAUUUGAAACAUCCUGCAGAUGAUGUCAUGGAAAAAUGGAAACUUGCCAAUUUAUUUGAUUUUGAAUUUUCAACACCCUUAUCCAUAAAAAAUCUGAUGAAAAUUCAAGAUGAUUCAAAAUAA
Dentiscutata heterogama is the source of this 629-nucleotide messenger RNA. The record is from the annotation of a GenBank genome assembly. NCBI's taxonomy places the organism in Eukaryota, Fungi, Glomeromycota, Glomeromycetes, Diversisporales, Gigasporaceae.